AUGCAGAAAGGGCGGAGCACGGAGCUGUGUGAGGCAAGGGGAUGGCCGAAGUGGAUUGUUGCCAAGACAAUCAAGUCUUAG
Caenorhabditis briggsae is the source of this 81-nucleotide messenger RNA. The record is from RefSeq and is a predicted model, not a curated record. The coding region runs from base 1 to 81 and encodes 26 amino acids. The transcript is spliced from 2 exons. Lineage: Eukaryota; Metazoa; Nematoda; Chromadorea; Rhabditida; Rhabditidae.